GAAUGCCGUGCUCAGGUGGAGAAAGAGAGAGAGAAGCAAAGAGAGAGAGAGACACGGACACACCGACACAACAGCAGCAGCCGAGCUGUGGACAAGUGGGACACGGCUCGUGGCCCCCGUACUCCUGAGAAGUCGUCUCCGCUCCUCUGUGCGCACUUUGGCCAGCCGGAGAGGAAGGUCACGAAUAACAGAGAGGAAAGUGCCACCGGCGCUACCUGCUGCUGCUGCGGCCACAGCCAACCAGGAGUCACCUGCCGGGAGGCAAAAGUGCAUUUUAAACAUAGUUGUAGGACUACAUUGGAGUCGUGGAAGAUGUUCCACGUGGCUGAUGGUUUAUAAGAAACUCUUUUUUUAAAGGACGAAGGGCCCUUCGUGUCACUUUUUGCACUUGAGCGUCCAGCAAAGGAGGUCUUACAAACAUUAAUGUAUUUAUUAUUUUCAGGCUUUACUUGUAACUGAUGUCAUGUGUUUGGGGAAGUGGGACGCAGCUGUUUGGAUGGACAGGCACUGCAGCUGAGAGAGAGUGAGAAAGACGAGACUUCCUUCAGAGUGUCUGCUAAAAAACAGCGAAGGCAAGAAGGAAGAAGCCUCCAGCAGACGCAGGGACAUGGAUGGUAUCGCUGGCUCUGAAAUCCGUGUGUCGGCGCAGUCUGCAGAUUGGGUGCACAGGGCGUCUGAGCCGUGACAGUUCAUCAUGACAGAGAAUCCAAACUUCACCUGACAUCGAAUGUAACGUUACCGGAGCCCACUCCACUACAGGAUCCGCGAUGUCCUCAGUCCAGACGAGGAAGCUGACUCUCUGCCAGGCCCUGACCUUUGUCCUGCUGCUGGUCCUUCCCGUGUGCCUGUCCUCCCCACAGAGUCCCUCCUGGAUUUCGGCAUGGGGUCCUAACAGCGACGAUUCAUCGGUGCAUCCAGCUCGCACACGGAGGCAGCUGCACUUCAGAAAUGAGUGGGCAACAUGGAGCGGCUGGUCUGUGUGCUCACGCACCUGUGGGGGCGGAGCAUCUGUGCGGUCACGCACCUGCAUCACAAGGAACCCAGUGGGUGGACCAUGUGCAGGAGAUCCCAGACAGUACAAGAUCUGCAACACCAAGGACUGUCCCCCUGGCUCGGAGGAUUUCCGAGAGAUGCAGUGUGCUGCCUUUAAUGACAGGCCUCUAGUGGCUGGCAACUCCUUCAGAUGGACCACCUUUCAUGGAGGCUCUAACCCCUGUGAACUCAGCUGCUUGGCCUUGGGUCACAACUUCUACUACAACUUUGGCCGAGUGCUCGACGGCACAGCCUGCGACAAGGACUCAGGAGCAGUGUGUGUGAACGGACGCUGCCUGACGCCUGGCUGUGACUUCAUCUUAGGCUCAAAGCAGCAGGUGGAUGCCUGCAUGGUGUGUGGCGGACACAACGCCACCUGCCUGCACCACAAGAGUGUGUACCAGAGCAACAGUCUGGAGGCAGGCGGGCCUUUUGGAUACAAUGAAGUGGCCAUGAUCCCUGCUGGAGCAACUCACAUCCGAGUCACUGAUAACAGCAGGAAUUAUCUUGCCCUGCAGAAUGGACGCUCCCAGUUUUUGAUUAAUGGAAACUGGAAGAUCAGCGUUCCAGGCGAGUACAGUGUAGCAGGGACUAAGCUGGUUUAUCGGCGCUCAGCAGACACCUGGGAGAGCUUUGAGGUGGCAGGACCCACCCAGGAAGACCUUCAUCUAAUGGUUCUGGCAACAGACAGAAACCCAGGGAUUGAGUAUGAGUACUGGCUGCCACCAGACCAGUAUGCUCUCUACCACGGGAGGAGGAGCCCACUGCGACAGGCUCACCAUACUGCCAGCUACCUACCCUGGAGUCAGCCCACUGCUUCAACCACAACCACCACUACCAGGGCUCCACCAAACACCCCCCGACCUCACUGGUUUUUACAGCCACUGAAGCCACCACGCCCCCACAGUCCCCACCAGCGUCCCCACCAGCCCAUCCUGCCUCGUCUGGAGCGGGACGAGAACCAUAGAAAUCUCCUUCCUCAGCCCUCACCUGAAAGGCAUUGUGGCAAAUGCCAGCGGGUUAAAGGUCGACGAGAACGCCAGAGACAGUAUUGCCAGAAGGACUUUGUUUUCCGGGCAAGAGUUCUUUCGAAGCUGCAACGAGGUGAGGAAACUCGUUACGACGUCCAGAUCAUCCACACCUACCGGAACCGGUUCCGCCUGGAGCACCGGGAGUUCCUGUGGGUCCCUAAUGUGUGUGACUGCCCUAACCUGGAAGUGGGGAAACAGUAUAUCUUUAUGGCGCGACGUCACAUUAAUUAUGAGCGCACAUUAAACCGAAUUCUGCUUGAAGAGGAGAGCUUUGUGGUGCCAUACAGACCCAGAGAGGAUGAACUGCUAUGGCCGCUUGAAAGGCUCUGCAGCAACAGAGGACCCAAACAGAACUGAGGGGAUGAGCGUUGUUGCACGCUGUGCAGUGAGACUGUGUGUUACAGAGAGAGAAGCUCAAACUGAAACUUUACUUUACUGAUAUCAUUUCUGGACCUUUAAACCACCAUCAGAUUCCUUGUGAUGCAUGUAUUCCAGAAAUACUGAGACUCCACGAUUAUUUAAAAGCCUGACCAGCUUACUGUACAAUUUAGAGCACUUUAGGUGAUGCUUGUGCCACCUUUAAAUACACCAAAGAGAAGAACAUUGACUGAAAUGGCCUUUUUAUUGUGGCUGUUUCCCACAGUCAUCAUAUAUUUUUAUAUUAUAUUUGUUUUGCAUAAAAGAAGAAUCCACUUUGAAAAAUUUUCUCUUUAGUAUUUCUGAAAAAAUGCCUAAAAUCCAUAAUUUUGUCUGAUGGGCAGCAGAUGGCAAUAGCUGUGGUUUCAAAAUAAUUUCUGAUCCUAUCAAAGUCUGUGAGAGAAUGGCUCAGUCACCUAUUUUCGGUUGUUCUGAAUAUAUGUUUUGAUCUGUUUUGUAAAUCUUGGUCAUACUAUUUUCAAAUAGCAUAUGUGAUAUGAAACCUCCAGCUUAUUGGCUAGUGAGAUGUCAAUCACAAGUUCCUAGCCAAAUAACAUAAGGGUUGAUCGACAGCACCAAAACAAUAACUCAAAUUCAACUUAUAGGUUCAUUACAGCAUCGAGACAGCAACUUAGGCUACGUUCACACUGCAGGUCUUAAUAAUCAAUUCCGAUUUUUUGAUCAAAUCCGAUUUUUUUUGUCUGGUUGUUCACACUACAAAUAAAAAAUGACAGCAAACACGUUCCAGCGUGAACCAUUCAUGGCCCUCAAAGCGGCCCGGAUGCGCAAAAGAAGACUCAGACCAAACAGUAUUGUUUGACUGAUGGCCCUUAAUUAAAAGACUUGUUUCAGACUUUGUUUCUCAAUUUUGCUUGAAGUUAUAAAGUUAUUUAAAUAUGGCCUAAUAAUGAUCCUUAUUGCUGUUUUAGAGAGGAGCGGUGCUUCAAAGGAUAGUGUCAGAUUUCUGUCAGAAUCUGCAGAUUAUACAGUACAAAUAAAAUG
Molecule: messenger RNA, 3482 nt
Organism: Oreochromis niloticus (Nile tilapia)
Lineage: Eukaryota; Metazoa; Chordata; Actinopteri; Cichliformes; Cichlidae
Gene: adamtsl5
Product: ADAMTS like 5
Exons: 13
Coding region: 768-2420 (550 amino acids)
Biological process (GO): extracellular matrix organization; proteolysis
Cellular component (GO): extracellular matrix
Molecular function (GO): protein binding; metalloendopeptidase activity
Source: RefSeq, a predicted model, not a curated record